CUGUACCAAAAGAAAGAAAGAAAGAAAGAAAGAAAGAAGCAAGCAAGCAAGCAGCAAUUCCUUAUGUAUGGAUAAUAGAUAUAUUAUUGCCUGGCCCAUAUCCCUUCCCUCUUCUUUAAGUAGCAACACCUCACUUUUUUCUUUGCAGGAUUAUCUGCUUUCCUUUUUUGUUCCUUGAGGAUUAUAUGGGCUGAUUUUACCCCUGCCUCCAGAGGAACAUUGAAAAAGCAGCCACAUCCUAGACUAUAGUGAUUGCUUGAAGAAUGAGCUCCUGGUCCAGGGUAGGCCCAAAACAACCACCAACUUUGAUGAAGAGUCUGAUGCUUGCCACAAGAGUUCUAUUGUGAUUUUUUUCUUUUUUGAGACCGAGUCUCACUAUGCAGUACAGCUGGUCUCAAACUUCCUAUGUGGACUAGAUUGGCCUUGAAUUUAUAAUCUUCUUAUCUCUACCUCACAGGUGCUAGGAUUACAGAUGUGCCCCACUGUGCUUGAUAGUUACAGGAAAUCUUAAAUUCAGAGUGAGGCAUUUAUCUAGCCAAGAUCUCUGUACACCUACCCAUCUUCUACUGGGGAGCAGAUUCUGACUCAGCAAUACAUCAAGAGCAUUCAUUUAUUCAGUCAGCGGCCCUGCCCCAGCUCUACGUAGAAUUACAUGUAUGUAAUAGAAGGUAACAUGUGACUUCCGAUGUAGCUGCCUGGUUGCUGCCUUGCGGAUAACCCUGAGAAGGCCACUGCGACAGCCACAGCGUAAAGGGUAGCCUAAACUUUGGUUCAGUGAGGGUUACCUUGGUCAUCAUUCUAAAGUUUGAAGCGUUCUGCCUAACCUUCGCGGGAGCAGAAAUGGUCUCUCGAUUCCCUCAGCUCGUUGAGCAGGAAGGAAGUCCCUUCAAGUCGGGGCCUGGAGGCCAUCCUUUAACUGGUUUGGAGUCCUCAGGAACCAAGACCGUCAGCAGCAGGCACAAACGCUGUGCGCGCAGUGGGGAGAGGACCGUGCCGAGCCGCCAGCUUCGGUCACGCGGACGACCUUCCGCCGCAGGUCCCGGGCAGGCACAGGGGCCGCUGUCCCGGCCGGUCACGUCCACAGCUCUCACACCACGCGCCCUCCGCGGGCCGGGCCGCGAGGGCGGACCCACGGCCGGCGGGUUUCCGCAGACCACGAGACCGUGCCCACGCGCGCC
This is a messenger RNA of Chinchilla lanigera (long-tailed chinchilla), 1178 nucleotides long. Its product is annotated as translation initiation factor IF-2-like. NCBI's taxonomy places the organism in Eukaryota, Metazoa, Chordata, Mammalia, Rodentia, Chinchillidae. The record is from RefSeq and is a predicted model, not a curated record.